Molecule: messenger RNA, 330 nt
Organism: Telopea speciosissima
Lineage: Eukaryota; Viridiplantae; Streptophyta; Magnoliopsida; Proteales; Proteaceae
Exons: 1
Coding region: 1-330 (109 amino acids)
Source: RefSeq, a predicted model, not a curated record
AUGUUCAGUAAAUGUGAAUUUUGCCUACAACAAGUAACAUUCUUGGGGCAUCUAGUUUUCGCUAAGGGUAUUGAAGUAGACCCCGACAAGGUGAAGUCGAUGGUUGAUUGGGAGACACUCAAGAAUGUGGUAAACAUUUACAAUUUUUUGGGCCUAGCUGGCUACUACAGAAGGUUCAUUGAGAACUUCUUGAGGAUUUUGACUCCCAUGACUCGACUGACUCGAAAGGGAGUGAAGUUUGAGUGGUCCGAAGAUUAUGAGAAGAGCUUCCAGAAAUUGAAGCAGAGGUUGAUUUUCUCUCCAGUACUCACCAUUCCUAAUGGUGGAUGA